Colletotrichum lupini is the source of this 249-nucleotide messenger RNA. RefSeq lists its product as uncharacterized. NCBI's taxonomy places the organism in Eukaryota, Fungi, Ascomycota, Sordariomycetes, Glomerellales, Glomerellaceae. The transcript has a single exon. The record is from RefSeq and is a predicted model, not a curated record. The coding region runs from base 1 to 249 and encodes 82 amino acids.
AUGACGGCCAUCGUCCCAUUUCUUUGUGUCGCCGUCGGAGUGGGAGGAUCGCUCGGGAGGAUUCUACUCAGCUGUGCAACCGAACCCUUACCACGAACGAAAGAAACCAACAAGAAGCUAAGCAGCAAAUUGUCAUUCGUGGGACAGGAAACAUUGAACACCAAUACCAAAAUCGCAUGGAGAAUUGUCGACCUGUCUGGCUCACCAAAACCGCAUGCAUCGAUAGCGCGGGUUGUCAACCUGCUUUGA